ACACAGUCGCCGAUGUAAACAGUAGUUUCAUAACUUCAUCCUUUCUGAUUCUUUGUCUCAAGGAAUACGAUGAGUCAGAAGCGGGAAAACAGUGUUCGAUACAGUCCAUACUUGUAAGUGAAUAAUUCUUCUGUGAACGACAUCCUCUCUGUUAGCGAUCUAUCAAUAUACGAGCCGGCAAAAAAAGGUUGAACAGCUGGACUCAGACCCGGCACAUUUAAUCGAAUAUUUGGUUACCGAAAUGAAUCGAAAUUAAUGGAAUUCAUUCGAGCGAUUGAGUUCGAUUGCCGAAAGCGAUCGAACAAACUCUAUCUGGCAAAAAUAUUUGGCCCAUCGUAAGCAAUCGAAACUUUAAUAUUGCCAAUAGCGUUUAUGCUAAUCCGGCAAUGGAGCGGCCAGCGGUCGCUCAAAUACAUGGUAUGAAAUUACAAUAUUUACAUGGUAUUGAAUUACAUGGUAUGAAAAUAAACGAUGUAUGUUAAAGUAGUGGACACUCUUCGGAUAAACUCUGGGUAACAUGCCGAACUGACAACAUCAGGUGGUAACGCAUUCCAUGCAGGGAUUGAUCUCACAUAGAAAGAGUGUUUGUAGCAGGGUGAAGUCCAAAAAAAAUUAUUCAUGCAAGCCAAAUUUAACUUAAGAAAUGAGGGAAAUGUAAACGAAAAAAUAUUCACGCAGCUCGUAAAAUCCCCACCCCACCUUACCUUUUUCAAUAGUGGGCCUGUUAUAUGUAUUUUUGAAUUUCCUUUCAUCUUGAUUGGCAAAUCGACAAAGACAUUUUUAACUGGCCAAUCAUGGCACAUACUCAAAUCCUGGUAGAGGACACUGUGUUCGCCACUAGCGGAGAACUCAUAAAUGAAACGACAAUGCUAGAGCAGAGUGACUGAUGAGGGGAAUCCAUGUUGUCCCACCUAGGGCUUGACCAAACUAAACUAAACAAACUAACUUAUUUUCAAGGAGAAAAUAAAUUUGGUUCACCCCCUCUGUCUUUCCACUGGUUUCUCUUGUCCACUCAGUCUUGGUCUCUGUAUUGUGCAAGCAUAGCCAGCCAGACAAAAAUGGUGUCUGCUCUGAAAAUUGAGAGUAUUCUAAUCCAUGUACCUUCUUUGUUUUCCAGUGCUCUCUCAGCAUUAAGUUUGCCACCGUUUGCUUGACCUUUUGACUACCAAAUGUGACAUAAUUUGAUAAAUUUAAAUAAUGAUUUUGUCUCCAAUGUCACAGGAUGUGAAUUUCUUUCAUUAUUUUAGCAUUAAGAACCUAGUGACAAGUGAUGUCACAGAUGAAGCUGAACAGGACACCAGUACUUGCAGGCAAGAACCAGGAAAAUCACCCAAGAAACAAAGGCGACCAGUUAAUAGAUUUGGAGAUAUGACUGAGGAAGAAGUACUCAACUUGAAAUUACCUGAGCAUUUGGGAUACAAUCUGGAUAUAUUAUUUGUAAGUGUGCUGUGCAUGUCAGCACUUCAAAUGCUGAAAAAUAACUAAAUGCCUUAAAACAAAAAUGUCAAUUAUUAAGGCCUGUCAAACAAAUCUCCAGAAAAACUCUAAACAAUUUUAGGCCCUCAUUUCAUUUGUCGAUGUCCAGCCCAUUAUAUUAUCAAAAAGAGGUGGAGAAAAGUACUGUCUAUGUAAAAAAUAUAAAUAAAUGCUCAUAAAAAUUGCUAUGAGUUAAAAUAUGAAAAAGAAAAUAGCAUUUUGCAUCAAGCAAAGUUGUAACUUAUUGAUUAUCUUUAAAAUUUUAAAUCUGAUUCUAGACCUCUCUGUUGUGUUGGCAGGUUGGAAUAAACCCAGGUUUAAUGGCAGCCUACAAAGGACAUCACUAUCCAGGAGCCAAUAACCAUUUCUGUGGGUAAAUUUGCUUUGAGUCGAAUUAAUUGCAGAUUUUCCUGUAAAUGAGUGUGGUUUUUUUUGUUUGCUUGUUUGUUUUUUUCUCAUUUUUCUUUCAGUUAAGGCAAUGAUAAGAAACGCGAUUUCUUAAAUGAAUUCCUAUUAUAAAAUAAUAAUAAUAAUAAUUAUUAUUAUUAUAAUUAUUAUUAUUAUUAUCAUCAUCAUCAGCAGCAUCAUAAUGAUCAUUAUUAGUUAUUUAAUUGUUCAUUUUUAAAAUAAACAAUUCCUUAAUCCUAAACAAUUACUGACAUUGCUGACUGUCUUUUUUUAAUUGCCUGAUUAACUCUUUCUUAAUAAUAAUUAUUUAGCUACAUGUAGUCCCUUAUAUAUAUUUUAUAAUUUAUUUACAGAUUUGUAAUACAUGCCUUUUAAUUCGCAGGGCCAUGUCUGUACCAAUCGGGUUUGGUGCCUGACAGAUUGACUUAUCUAGAUGAUGUGAGAUGUCCAUCAGAUUAUCAGAUAGGUUUAACAAACAUGGUGGAGCGUACUACAAGAGGAAGUGCUGAUCUGUCCAGGUGAUUAGCUCAACAGGGAUGGGUUGCUUAUUUGGGGCGGCCAGUCACACCUGUGUCUACAAAAAUAAUACUUGGCUAUUAAAUCCUUGCUAACAACUGGGAGUGCAGGCUAUGCGCAAGAGUAAAAGACACCUUCGAGGAGAGAGGAAGGUUCCUCUUUCCUCAGCGUGUCCUCCUCCCUGGCGGCCAGUUCAUGGUUACAGGAUAUGGUCAUGGUGACUUAUUUCAAGGCACAUAAUUUUUAAUUAGACAUUCUAUUUCCUGCAAUUAACAUAAAAUACAUGAACCUGUAUCCACUCCGUGAUGUAGAAGCCAAUCUCAGUGUACAGCACUGCUGAUACAGUCAUUUAUAUUUAUGUUGAUUGGGGCAAAAAGGAUCUAUAAUUAAUAAUUAUUAUUAGCCAUGACCUGGCAUAAGGGUGGAGGACAGGCAUGAGGAAAGAGGAAGCAAGUCCUCUCUUCUCGUAGGUGUCUUUUACUCGCACAUAGCCUGCAAGGAAGCUCUUCAUCUGAGGAGUCAGAAUGAUAUUUCAAGGUAUCUUGAUAGUCUAAUUAAUGAAACCACUGUAACUGUGGAAAGCCUUGAUUUAUUAAGAACAAAGUCGAACAUUUAUUUUGUUUUGAACACGAUGCUUUGGAUUAUAAAAGCCCGUGUUCAUGGAGUACUCGUAUUUCUUGUUUUCACUCUUUGCAGGAAAGAAAUGAGAGAUGGGAAGGAGGCUCUUGUACAAAAGGUGGAGCAAUAUAAGCCUCUUAUUGUGUGUUUUAAUGGAAAAGGUGACUUCACUCUUCUAUAAAUUGCUCUUGUCACCUGUUUUUUGUCUGGAUUGAUUUGCUUGUUUUCUUAUUAGUCCUAAGGCUAGGCCAAUUAAUUUAUAAUCAUUGUUUAUCUUGCUCCAGUUUAAACCUUAAAAUUUCCUCUCAUGUUUGGGGCUGAGUAAAUGAGCUGGGAGUGGUUCACAGGCUUUGCCAGGAUCACGAUAUUUUAAUUAAACCCCACAAGGUAAAAAGCGAUCAUAUGGCAGCCCAGCCAGCCCAGUUUGGAGAUAGCGUAAUACUGGGAUAAAAUUCACCAAGGCGAAAUGAGCCAGCCCAGCUCACGAAAUCAGCACCUUGCCUUCUGCUAUUCCAUUUAAUAUCGUUAAAUGAUUACAAUGAACGUAAUAGCUAAAAUUUAGGUAAAGAUAACAAACUAAUAAGUCAAUAACUGAAUUUCUUAUUACAGUCUGUAAGCGGUAAUCUUUUUCUAUUUUUUUUCUGUUUCUGUUUUUAAGUUAUCUACGAAACCUUUUCCGGAUCUAAAUGUAAGGUUGGCAGGCAGAAAGACCCAAUCCCAGGAACGACUUCGGUAAGCUAGCUAGCACGAUGCCAGCUGUUGAUAGUAGUCAAAAAAAUAUCCUUUAUGUAUAGUGCCCUUAUUUUAAUUAAACUGUAGUUUUUGCAAUCUAAGGGACCGUGCAUUUUGUUGAUGGAAUGGGCCUGGGGUUUAAGGGGAGGGGGGACCGAAAAAAAAUUGCACUAGACUCCUUCUUCCACCUUCCCCUUAUCGUCAUCAUCAUUGUCACGGUCGUCGUUAUAGUUAUCGUUAUUAUUUUUUUCUCUAUCUCUCUCUCCUCACAGGUAGUGUACGUUAUGCCAUCUACAUCUGGUAGAACUCAGACCUACCCCCGUGCAAGCGACAAGUUGCCGUUUUUCUUGGAACUUAAAUCUUUGCGUGAUGAACUGAAAGCGAAUUCUGUGCACCCCUCUUCUCCUGAAGAGGAAGUAAAAUCAAGUAUAAACGAGACUUAGUUAGCCGCAAUUGUAUACAAAUGUAACCUCAAAAUUCUUGCUUCAACGUUAGUUAUUUAUUGCCUUUAUUUAUACAGAAAUACGAAUACGUUACUCUCAGAAUAAAGAAAAA
Messenger RNA from Porites lobata, 4305 nucleotides. The record is from the annotation of a GenBank genome assembly. NCBI's taxonomy places the organism in Eukaryota, Metazoa, Cnidaria, Anthozoa, Scleractinia, Poritidae.